Aricia agestis (brown argus) is the source of this 884-nucleotide messenger RNA. RefSeq names its product elongin-C (gene EloC). The coding region runs from base 94 to 495 and encodes 133 amino acids. NCBI's taxonomy places the organism in Eukaryota, Metazoa, Arthropoda, Insecta, Lepidoptera, Lycaenidae. Gene Ontology annotation, biological process: ubiquitin-dependent protein catabolic process. Gene Ontology annotation, cellular component: elongin complex. The record is from RefSeq and is a predicted model, not a curated record. Gene Ontology annotation, molecular function: protein-macromolecule adaptor activity. The transcript has 4 exons.
CUUGUCAGCAAAAAUCAGCAUCUCCAAAAAAAUUGUAAUUUUCAGAAAAUAACCUGAAACUAUUUUUAAAUUUUUCCGUAAGGCGUAAGAAACAUGUCUGACGUUGGUGGUACAGUCGCUGCUCCUGCUGGAGAUGAGCUUCGCUCUGGCGCUGCAAGUGGUGGUGACGAGAAGGUGUAUGGUGGUUGUGAAGGACCAGAUGCCAUGUAUGUGAAGCUGGUAUCUUCUGACGGCCACGAGUUUAUUGUGAAGAGGGAACAUGCCCUCACUUCUGGUACUAUUAAAGCUAUGCUCAGUGGCCCGGGACAGUUUGCUGAAAAUGAAGCCAACGAAGUCAAUUUUAGGGAAAUACCGUCCCAUGUUCUUCAGAAAGUAUGUAUGUACUUCACAUACAAGGUACGCUACACAAACUCCUCUACUGAGAUUCCCGAGUUCCCCAUUGCACCAGAAAUUGCUCUGGAACUGCUGAUGGCUGCUAACUUCCUUGACUGUUAAUUAUAAGUUUAACCAUGGUGGUUAUAUAAUAUUAUGUAUAACAGGCAAAAGUUAACUAGGCACCAGUCUAAGUAAACUCUUUAUUUCAACUCUUUAUUGAGAGUCACUUUCUACUUUGUUUUAUAUAGCAGACUGUCAGCUUGAUUUGUAUGUUGAUAAAUAAAAAUUAGAAAGAGAUUUUUAAUACACAGCAAUAUCAUUUUUUCAUGACUAGCAACAUUCUAUAGUUUUGGCUAGGUAAUUUGACUUAAACUGAGUCAAUAUAUUUUGAUGUUUCUUCGGGCAUUUGUUUGAUGUGGGUUUGGAUUUAUUAUUUUUAGAUUUUUUUUUACUAAUUAUAAAAAUUUUGUAUUCUCUGGUUAUGUGCCACAAUACACAUUUAAGUAUAA